CAACUCUCCAACCUCGAUCCAGCCCACCUGUUCACAACCGCUCUGCAGGCUGCCAUUCCUUUACGAUUAUUUAUUAUUGAGCUUCGACUCUACAAUCUCUCGGCCAUCCCAUUCCAUUUUUCCCACACCACACGAAUCCUAAGCUUUGCUUUGUGAACCAAGUAUUCAGCAACAAUACCUCUCCGCGACCAUGCUUUCCGCCCUCCAAAAUCCCCGGCAGGCUGCUGCACAAGUCCUCAACUUCGUGCUGAUCCUAUCGACUGCAUUUAUGAUGUGGAAAGGCUUAUCAGUGCUCGCCGACUCUCCAUCUCCAAUAGUGGUUGUCCUGUCCGGGUCCAUGGAGCCUGCAUUUCAGCGCGGAGAUCUGUUAUUUUUAUGGGGCAGGAACAUCUUCGAGGAGACUAAAGUUGGAGAGAUUGUGGUAUACAAUGUGAAGGGGAAGGAUAUCCCCAUUGUGCAUCGUGUGGUUCGGAAGUUCGGGGUUGGAGAUGAAGCAAAGCUACUCACCAAAGGAGACAACAAUCUGGCAGACGACACUGAGCUCUACGCACGAGGACAGGAUUAUCUCGAGCGAAAGGACAUUGUUGGUAGUGUAGUGGCAUAUAUUCCCUUCGUAGGCUACGUAACAAUAAUGCUGAGUGAGCAUCCGUGGCUUAAGACAGUGAUGCUGGGAAUAAUGGGUUUGGUGGUGGUAUUGCAGAGAGAAUAACGGCAUGGCCCUCGGCGUUUGGAUGGAUACCCGGCACUGUAUGAUACAUCAAAAGCCUUUGCAUAUGGGAGGACUCGGAUCGGUGUACUCCUUGUAUUAGGAAUAAAACAGCGUCUUCCUUGUUGAAUACUUGCUUGUGCUGUUGUGUUGGUGGGAUGCAGACGUACUUUGAAGUCCACAAAUACAUCUGCUAUGUCUCACACCAAAUCAAUAGCUACAACACUACUGCUGUCUCCACCGGUAUAUCUCUAC
Molecule: messenger RNA, 961 nt
Organism: Mollisia scopiformis
Lineage: Eukaryota; Fungi; Ascomycota; Leotiomycetes; Helotiales; Mollisiaceae
Product: signal peptidase-like protein complex catalytic subunit SEC11
Exons: 2
Coding region: 191-709 (172 amino acids)
Cellular component (GO): signal peptidase complex; membrane
Molecular function (GO): serine-type endopeptidase activity
Source: RefSeq, a predicted model, not a curated record